UGUUUAAAUAAACAUCCAACUACUAAUUUGUACCAUUUAACGCAAAAAUAGUCAAGUGAAACAUAAAAAAGCGUUGCUGAAAUAUGUAUACUUUCAGGAGAAUUUUUUACAUUUUGCCAAGUAUCUUGAUUAUCGUUUUUAUUGGUUAUAUUCAGGGAAAUGCUCCGGCUUGUAAAGAAAAUUCAGAGUACAGGUGCAAUGGUACCAAUAACGCUAUAGAAUUCCCGUGUCCUGACACAAAAAUUGAAAAUCAAGAAGUGUGUAGAUGUUUCUGUUUGCCUGGCUAUUGGAGAGAUAAGUGUGGAAACUGCGUGAAGGAAUGUUCUUGUCCACUGGGAAAAGUAUGGAGGCCAGGUAACUAUUGUUGGGAUCAAUGCGUACACCAUAUUUGUCCUCUCUAUAUAAUCCAGGGAUGUUUUUGCUCUGCAUAUACAUGCUGGAAUGGAACACAAUGCAUCAAUAGUAAUACCACCAUUUCAUAAAUCAGUACUUCAAGAGUACUACUAGUAACAUACAUUAAUUCAUUCGAAAAUUAUCUUAUAAUAUAUAUAUAAAAAAACUUUUCUAUAGAAAAACUAAUCUAAAAAAAAUCGGCGUUAUAGUGGUUUUUGAAAUGAUAUUAGCUGAUAAUUUUUGUUGUCUCUACUCCUGGACAUUAAAUUUUCUUUAUCUAGCUUGAAUAUCUCUGUAAUAUACAAAGUUAUGGUCAAAAUAUAAAAUAUAUCAUAUUCUACAUAUAAAAUCUGUAUUUGUGUCCCAUAAACAAACAAAAUAUAGAAGACCAUACUAUUGAAAAAAACGGUGUCAGAGUGGGCUUGAAAAUAAACAUCGAAGUUAUUUUAUAUGAACCAAGCAUUUGACAUUCUACCGUUUACUAGUAUGAACUGAUCCAUACCGGGCAUUACCAGGCUGGAACUACGGUAAACGUCAUUGAUUAUUAUUUCCAAGCCCACUUGACGCCAUUUUUUUCGCUGUUUUUUCCUCAUUAAUCAAUACUGCCAUGAAACAAAUUUUAUUUGAAGAUGUACUACCAAUCUCCAGAAACUUUUUAGAUUUUUUUCCUAAAAACUAUUUUUAGUAAAUCAUUCAUUAUUUAUAAUUUUCAUAGUUUUUAAUACAUAUACAAGGUAGUUAUUAAUGAGUAUUUCCAAAAGUUAUGCUAAAAUAAAGAUUUGUCUAGAUCUAGAAUACAAUUAUUCCAAUUUUAGUACCUGUUAGCACAAAAUGUGGACA
Messenger RNA from Sitophilus oryzae (rice weevil), 1233 nucleotides. Its product is annotated as scavenger receptor class F member 1-like. The transcript is spliced from 3 exons. Lineage: Eukaryota; Metazoa; Arthropoda; Insecta; Coleoptera; Curculionidae. The record is from RefSeq and is a predicted model, not a curated record. Bases 84 to 482 code for a protein of 132 amino acids.